Acanthosepion pharaonis is the source of this 1281-nucleotide messenger RNA. The record is from the annotation of a GenBank genome assembly. Lineage: Eukaryota; Metazoa; Mollusca; Cephalopoda; Sepiida; Sepiidae.
AUGAUCUGUGUAUACAUUCCCAAGCGCGCAUGCGUGCGAUUUUUCAUGCGAUUCUAUACAAAACCAUCCACCAUUGACCGAUACUCAGCGCUUGGCGUUCUAUCUAUCUAUCUAUCUAUCUAUCUAUCUAUCUAUCUAUCUAUCUAUCUAUCUAUCUAUCUGUUUCUUUCUUUUUAUCUAUGUUUGUUUCCUUCUAUGUUUGUUUCUUUUUUCUUUCUAUUUAUGUUUCUAUCUCUCUAUGUUCCUAUCUAUCUAUCUAUCUAUGAUGGUUUUGAAUAUCUAUCUAUCUAUCUAUCUAUCUAUCUAUCUAUCUAUCUAUCUAUCUAUCUCCACCUUUUCUAUAAAUAUCUAUCUAUCUAUCUAUCUAGAUCUAUUUAUCAUCGUUCAUCUAUCUAUCUAUCUAUUAUCAUUUAUUUUAUCUAUUUCAUUUCAACAUUAUCUAUCUUUAGUUUUCGUUCUUUUUAUUUUCUUCUCAUCCAUUUUUCUUUUUUAUCUGCCGUCUUUUCUUUCUUAACUUCCAUUUUUCUUUCUGUUAUAUGUCCUCUUUUCUUUCUCCAUUUCUUUCUGUUAUAUGUCCUCUUUUCUUUCUCCUUUUCUCCUUUUCUUUCUGUUAUAUGUCCUCUUUUCUUUCUCCUUUUCUUAUUUUCUUUCUGUUAUAUGUCCUCUUUUCUUUCUCCUUUUCUCCUUUUCUUUCUGUUAUAUGUCCUCUUUUCUUUCUCCUUUUCUCCUUUUCUUUCUGUUAUAUGUCCUCUUUUCUUUCUCCUUUUCUCCUUUUCUUUCUGUUAUAUGUCCUCUUUUCUUUUCCUUUUCUUAUUUUCUUCUUUCUUUAUAUGUCCUCUUUUCUUUCUCCUUUUCCAUUUUUGUUUCCUUUAUAUGUCCUCUUUUCUUUCUCCUUUCUCCUUUUCUUUUCUCUUAUAUGUCCUCUUUUCUUUUUCUCCUUUUCUCCUUUUCUUUCUGUUAUAUGUCCUCUUUUCUUUCUCCUUUUCUUUCUGUUAUAUGUCCUCUUUUCUUUCUCCUUUUCUUUUAUUAUAUGUCCUCCUUUCUUUCUCCUUUUCUUUCUGUUAUAUGUCCUCUUUUCUUUUCCUUUCUUUUCUUUCUGUUAUAUGCAAAAUUUCUUUCAUUAAAUUUUUCUUUCUCUUAUAUGUCCUCUUUUCUUUCUCCUUUUCUCCUUUUCUUUCUCUUAUAUGUCCUCUUUUCUGUCUUUUUUUUUCCAUUUUUUGGUUCUAUUAUGUGUCCUCUUUCACUCUCCAUUACCAUUCUUUUCAUGCAACAUUAAAUUAA